Messenger RNA from Dryobates pubescens (Downy woodpecker), 1189 nucleotides. It is a transcript of the gene TNFRSF13B, whose product is annotated as TNF receptor superfamily member 13B. The coding region runs from base 1 to 1119 and encodes 372 amino acids. The transcript has 6 exons. NCBI's taxonomy places the organism in Eukaryota, Metazoa, Chordata, Aves, Piciformes, Picidae. The record is from RefSeq and is a predicted model, not a curated record. Gene Ontology annotation, cellular component: plasma membrane.
AUGCCGCUGGUGCCGGGGCUGGCUCCAGCCGCUCCAAAAAUCCAGCCCGACGGGAUGGGCCUCUCGGCAAACCUGUCGAGCUGCAUUCAGCCGCACCAGAGCCGGCGUCCAUGUGCCACCGGCCACUCGUGUGCCGUGGCUGCAGCCAGCGGGACCGCCGAGAACUCGCUGCUGUCGACCCUCCCUGCGAGCCCCGGACCCAGGCACGGACGUGGCGUGGAGGUCCUGCCGGCAGCGCUGCAGCCCUCGGGCACUCGGAGGCAUCCCCCUGAGCCCCAGCAGCGGCGGCAGCAGCGGCAGCAGCGGCAUCGCCCUCCCGUGCGGGAAGCAGCUGCGGCUCCCAGGGAGCUCGGUUGUGCUCGGACCCUCCGGCCAUGGACGGGAAGCAGGACGGCCAUGAGCAACUGCAGCGAGCAGGAGUACUGGGACAGCCUCGUCUGCCAGUGCAUCCCCUGCAGCCUGGUCUGCAGCCAGCCUGCAGCCAGCAGGUGUGCUGCCCUGUGUGAGUCCAUGGAGUGCAACAGGAGAGUUGGCUUCUACUAUGACGAGCUCCUGAAAGCAUGCAUUGAUUGCAGCAUGGUCUGUGGGCAGCACCCGAAGCAAUGUGCCCCAACCUGUGAAGAUGCCUGGGUGGCCACCCCCCCUCCCUCAGCAGCUGUGCUGGAGCAGAAGGCCUGUGUGGAGCAGGAGCCGUGGCUGGUGGUGUAUCUGCUGCUGGGGCUCUGCCUCUGUGCCCUCAUCUGCUCCCUGCUCCUGGGCUGGACCCACCUGCGGAGGAAGGGAGAAGUGGUCUCCUGCCAAGCCAGUGCUGGGACCUGCCACCGCAAGGAGGACCCCUCCAAAGACCAUCUGGUGGAAGCAGGCAGCGUCGCUGAUGGAUCCACCGGCAGCAGGGUCCCAGAGCCAGUGGAAACCUGUGGCUUCUGCUUCCCUGGACAUGGCUCUGCAGUUCAAGAGACCAAAGCAGGCCACAGCACCUCCCAUCACAUCCAGGAGAGGGCUGCUCCCUCUCACCCUGGGGUACGCAGCACGGGAAGCGCUGGGGCCAUUCCCAGCCCUGAUGAUGUCCACUUCAAAAUCAUUUGUUCCCCUUCACAAGAGAAGACCCCCAUGGUGUGACCACAGUGACCAUCCCUGCACAGGACUGGAAAGGAGGGAUGCUCCCUCUGCCCCCCAAAACACAGCUGCU